Lingula anatina is the source of this 927-nucleotide messenger RNA. Its product is annotated as very long-chain acyl-CoA dehydrogenase, mitochondrial. Lineage: Eukaryota; Metazoa; Brachiopoda; Lingulata; Lingulida; Lingulidae. Gene Ontology annotation, molecular function: fatty-acyl-CoA binding; very-long-chain fatty acyl-CoA dehydrogenase activity; flavin adenine dinucleotide binding. The record is from RefSeq and is a predicted model, not a curated record.
UGGCAUACAUGAUCUCAGCCAACAUGGACCAAGGUUCGCUGGACUUUGAGAUAGAAGCAGCAAUCAGCAAGGUUUAUGCAUCUGAAGCAGCCUGGGCGUGCACAGACGAAGCUAUUCAGAUCCUAGGAGGUAUGGGUUACAUGAAGGAAUGCGGCUUGGAGAGAGUCAUGAGAGAUAUACGAAUAUUCCGCAUCUUUGAGGGAACCAAUGAUAUCCUUCGACUACUCAUUGCAGGACAGGGACUGAGGUAUGCUGGUCAGUUUAUGAAGGCUCUACAGAACCCUGCUGCUAACAUUGGAGCCGUGGCUGCAUUCGCCUCCAAGAGGGCAAAGAAGAGUCUUGGUCUGAGCACUGGGGUCUCUCUGGCAGAGUUUGCCCACCCCACCUUGAAACAGGCCGCCGCCCAGACCUCAGCCGCAGUUGAAGCCUUUGGAUUUGCCACAGAAGAUUGCCUGAUGAAGCAUGGGAAGAAUUUAGCAGCGGAACAAUUCCUGCUGAAGCGUAUAGCAGAUGCUGCCAUAGAUGUGUAUGCCAUGGUUGUCACACUGUCCAGAGCCUCCAGAGCAUUAGAACAGAACUCUCCUACAGCAGCUUACGAGGCUCUCAUGUGCUCCACUUACUGUGAUGAGGCUUUAGACAGAGUGAAGAUUGCCCUAGCCGUCUCCUCGCGCCAACGACAACUGUUCAAAAACUACGCCGCCAUCUCUAACGAAGUCAUCAACCACGGGGGAGCUCAACAGCAGAAUCCACUCGGCUUUUAAACUCCAAACACGACCAGAUGAAAGAAACAUUACAAAAUAGCAAACAGAGGAUUAUGUAUCGGAUAUUUUUAACGAGUCUUAUUGGACAGCAUUCAUUGAACAUUCGGGUUAAUUUAUUAUUGAAAUGGCACUUGUAUAUUAUCGCGUUCGUGUGAAUUUCGUAUUU